Cryptosporidium muris RN66 is the source of this 1224-nucleotide messenger RNA. RefSeq lists its product as uncharacterized. The coding region runs from base 1 to 1224 and encodes 407 amino acids. Lineage: Eukaryota; Apicomplexa; Conoidasida; Eucoccidiorida; Cryptosporidiidae. The transcript has a single exon. The record is from RefSeq and is a predicted model, not a curated record.
AUGCCCAUUUUAAGUAGUGACUUAUUACAAGCAGCUGCUAUUGAAGAACAUGGAUAUGACUACCAAAAGGAUUUGGCUGGUGUUUUAUUGCCAAACUAUUUAGAUAAACAAGAUCAUUAUAACCAAGCAAAGAGGAUAUUUACAUCAUUAUGUAAGGUAAAAGAAGCACUUAAAAAAGUCUGUAGACAAGUUGAGAUCUCAUUAAGAGGAUGCUCAAGCAUAUCUAUUAAUAUGGACUUAAUUUGGAAUGAUAACCAUAAUUUAACACCUAAAAAUAAUAAUAAUAUGAUAUUUGGAAAUUUAAAAGAUGAAUCAGCAUAUAAAGUAAAGUUAAGACUUUUGUUUGGUAUAAAUCAAUUAUUGAAUGAUAAUUUAGAUAUGAUCGUGUCAACUAUUUUGAAGUCAAUACUUGUCUUAGAUGAUUGCCAAUCAAAUUUUGAACAACUAUUGAAUGCUAGUGAGUCACUAGUAAAUAGAUGUUCAGUAUUAGAAUCUGAUAUUUCAUAUAUAAAAAAAGAGAAUGAUAACUUAAAUUGUCAAAAGUAUUAUUUAGAAAAACAGUUAAGUGAAUCAGUAUCUUCAUCUACAAAAUAUCGUUCUGCAUUAUGUAAGUCUAUUAAAACAGUGCAAAAAUUAUAUUUAGAAAAUGAGCUAUACAAAAAAGAAUUAUCUAAUAUUGAAAAUCAGUUAAUAAUAUCAAAAUUACGAGUAGCACAAUAUAAUGAAGAAUUAGAACAUAUUAGAACUCUUCUCAAGUAUUAUCGAAGUCAAGUAAGUAGUGAAUCAGUCCUAUCUCCAGCUAUUGAACAGAUAUUAAAGGUAGAACCUUGCCGUGUUACUUCACAAACUAUUCCUAAUAUUCCUAAUAGGAAGGAAUAUUUAAAUUCAAAACAAUCUGAGUCAUCUACACGCCAUUCUAAUAAGUAUCAUCAAUUAGGUAAUCUUCUAACAAGAUUUCUCUCGUUUUCAUAUACUACAACCAAUAAGAGUUUGAGAAAUUUAGUAUAUUAUGGCUCUCAAAAUAAAGACGAUUUAAACUUUAAUGAGAAAUCACUGAUCAAGUCUCCAGUUUAUAUAGAAAAAAGUGAAAUGUUAACUAAUAUUAUAAUAGAAGACAAUAUUAAAGGAUUAGGAGAUAAAAAAUUGGAGCUUAAUCCUGAUGAAAUUUUGACAAGUCCAUCUACAUCUAAUAUUUGUAGUUCUGGUAGUUGUUCUACAAGUUGA